GACAGGCGGGAGUGGAAAAAAAUACGGUUGUGCGCAUUCUGCCUGUUGCCGCAGAGUAAUACGGUAAACAGCCGAUUACGGUACUCGCCGGGGCUACUGCCUGUGUGACGUCAGCAAGAUCUAGCUGCAAAGUUGCUUGCCAUUCUUUGCUGAUGUCGGGGAGCUGAAUAUUUAAAGGGUAAAUGUGGAGUUAUUGCUUGGCUAUUUUUUUCUAUUUUCACUCUUUAUUUUAAAUUCUGCAGGUAAAGCGAUAGUGAGCUGGGAGCUUAAAGACCUCUGUGGUGGAGGGGUGAGUCAGCGGGUGCAGAAGAACUAAGAAUUGGUUCCUUGGUGAGACGGUCGCCUCUUCCCCCAGAGAGGCAGGGCUGCUCGUGGGACCGAACCCCCGGUCCGCACCCCGUUCCAGGAGAACGAGAGCAAACAACGACCCGCAGUCGCCUCGCUCUUGGCCAACAUCUCAAAUCCACUUCCCCCGGCCUGCGCGCGGAGAAGCUGCAUCUGUAGCCCGAGUCCACCGCGGUCCAGUCACCCUGUGGGUAACUGCGGGCCGGCAGAAGCGCCCAGAUGCUGGCGAUCCCCGCCUUUGAGAGUCGACGGCAAACCCGUUCUUGAUUGUGGUUUGCGGGGAGACUGGCGCUGGACUAUUGAAUUCUAAAUAACGUGCAAAAUGCUGAAUCUUCUAACCAGGACGGAUCAGACAGCACGCAAAAGCGGGCUCCUGUAAUUCGGCGACUGCACUUUGCAACGUGCCUCCUCGAGCUUCGCGCCAAGCCUCGGGUAGGAAGGGAGCUGGGGCCGGAGGCCAGCGCUCCGGGAGGACAGGGUCCGCGGGUAGCCCCGCGCGCCCCCGGCCAUGUCACCUUUAACGUCCUGCCCCUUUGCGUGGCCUUCUGAGGGUUUGCGCGGCAGGCCGGGGUUGCUUCUCACCCGCGCGCUCUCUCUCACCCCCAGCUAACCCCAGCGGGCAGGGCUCCCCUGAGCCGAGACCUUUUGACUCUGCUCCCCCGCUUCCGCCUCCGCCCUCGCCCGGGGGUGGCUCUUGAGAGCCGGACCUCGCCGGCCCCGGCUGGGACCAUGGUGUUUCUCUCUGGAAAUGCCUCCGACAGUUCCAACUGCACCCACCCGUCGGCACCGGUGAACAUAUCCAAGGCCAUUCUGCUUGGAGUGAUCUUGGGGGGCCUCAUCAUUUUCGGUGUGCUGGGCAACAUCCUCGUCAUCCUCUCCGUGGCCUGCCACCGGCAUCUGCACUCGGUCACUCACUACUACAUCGUCAACCUGGCGGUGGCCGACCUCCUGCUCACCUCCACCGUGCUGCCCUUCUCAGCUAUCUUCGAGAUCCUGGGCUACUGGGCCUUUGGCAGGGUUUUCUGCAAUAUCUGGGCUGCGGUGGACGUCCUGUGCUGCACCGCGUCCAUCAUGGGACUCUGCAUCAUCUCCAUCGACCGCUACAUAGGUGUGAGCUACCCGCUGCGCUACCCCACCAUCGUCACCCAGAAGAGGGGUCUGAUGGCUCUGCUCUGUGUCUGGGCGCUCUCCCUCGUCAUCUCCAUCGGGCCGCUCUUCGGCUGGAGGCAGCCUGCCCCGGAGGACGAGACCAUCUGCCAGAUCACCGAGGAGCCCGGCUACGUGCUCUUCUCCGCGCUGGGCUCUUUCUACGUGCCUCUGACCAUCAUCCUGGUCAUGUAUUGUCGGGUGUACGUGGUGGCCAAGAGGGAAAGCAGGGGCCUCAAGUCUGGCCUCAAGACCGACAAGUCGGACUCAGAGCAGGUGACGCUCCGCAUCCAUCGGAAAAAUGUCCCAGUAGGAGGCACCGGGGUGUCCAGCGCCAAGAGCAAGACGCACUUCUCAGUGAGGCUCCUCAAGUUUUCCCGGGAGAAGAAAGCGGCCAAAACACUGGGCAUCGUGGUGGGCUGCUUCGUCCUCUGCUGGCUGCCUUUUUUCCUAGUGAUGCCCAUUGGGUCUUUCUUCCCUGAUUUCAAGCCCUCGGAAACCGUUUUUAAAAUAGCAUUUUGGCUCGGAUACCUAAACAGCUGCAUCAACCCCAUUAUAUACCCGUGCUCCAGUCAGGAGUUUAAAAAGGCCUUCCAGAAUGUCUUGAGAAUCCAAUGUCUCCGCCGAAAGCAGUCUUCAAAACACAACCUGGGCUAUACACUGCACCCACCCAGCCACGCCCUCGAGGGGCAACACAAGGACCUGGUUCGCAUCCCAGUGGGAUCUGGAGAGACCUUCUAUAAGAUCUCCAAGACGGAUGGGGUCUGUGAAUGGAAAUUUUUCUCUUCGAUGCCCCGUGAAUCUGCCAGGAUUACAGUGUCCAAAGACCAGUCAGCCUGCACCACAGCCCGGGUGAGAAGUAAAAGCUUUCUGCAGGUGUGCUGCUGUGCAGGGCCCUCCACCCACAGCGGUGGAGAGACCCACCAAGUUCCAACCAUUAAGAUCCACACCAUCUCCCUCAGUGAAAAUGGGGAGGAAGUCUAGAGGACAGGAAAGGUCAGAAAAGAGGAAGGGGUUGCGGGGGGAGGGGAUGAUCUCAGGCACACACCCCACUUCCUACUUGGAAGUCCAGUUCACUCUUCUUGGAUGAGGAAACAGGACCAGGAAACGGGGAACCAGCUGGGAAUGGGGUGGGGGAAGAGACCGGACUCUGAGGCAGGGGAUAGGGCUCAGGGAAGGAGGAGGAUGUCACACGACCAUCCAGCUUUAAAUGACGAUAAGCAGCAUUUCCUUGAGGCUAGUGCUCUCGCGGUCAUCCUCCGAGGCCGCUUUCCACGUCUGGCCCUCGCAACGAGAAACACCAUGGGAAACAGAAUGUCAUACACAAUCCAAAAGACUAUAAAUAUAAGGUUAUGAUUUCAUCAUGAAUAUUUUGAGCACACACUCUAAGUUUGGAGCUAUUUCUUGAUGGAGUGAGGGGAUUUUAUUUUCAGGCUAAACUUAAUGACAGCCAUGGUGGAUAUUUAUGAGGAGAGGGCCUGGAGAGGAAGAGCCUUAAGACGGUGGCCACUAUCCAGGCACGUUAUUUUUAGAGCACGUUUUAAACUCCACCAUUUCUGACCAUAUCCAGUUUCUUCACUUGGGUGCAACUCGACAGUGAGAUCUACCUUUGGCUGCAAUUUCACUGGCUCCUGCUCCCGAGUCCCUAAAGAGGAGGGUGAAGGGUGCUCGUGAAGCUUCGGGACUAGCGGAGGCACAUUGGUUAUGCUUAGGUCUAGACGGUUGGGGCAAAAGAUGGCUUUUCCUGAUGGGAGAUGCUAGAGGUGAAGGUCCGUGUUUUCAACUUUACUUCUACAGAAAAAAAAAAAGAAAAAAAAAUUUUUUGUAAGCGGCUCCAAGAUCAAAUCGAGGAAGGCUUCUUGUGAAACAUAUUUAAAGAUCAAGGGUAUGGGGCGGGUGUUAAUUUCAUGCUAAGAGGCUGCAGACUUCGGGCACAGCCGCUUCGAUGUGGCCUACAAAGGCUUUUCUUGGCAAAUCGCUUACCUUUUCUAGAACACCGUUAUGAAAAUCCAGAGCUUAUCAUGUUUUGGAAGGCGCAUCUAGACUUCCGUUUUUCCUCCACGGCUUCGCUACUGCAUGAGGAGUGAGGUUCAAGGUCCCGAAUGCACAGGUAGCCCAUGGCGGAACGAGCCUUAGGAUCCGGGUGUAUCCUUCCUGAACUCGGAAAGAUACACCAGCUUAGCUUGGGAGGAUACUGACUGGUCACCAGAAAACCAUCUAAAGCCGGAAUUUGCGAAUAGUUUUCGACAGAAACCAUGUAUUCUGGUGAAAGAUCCAGGAGCCCGUUCACUUCAUCUGUUCCCACUUUCUGUGGGAACUUGGGGAACGUGCUACUUUUGCUUUCUGUAUACCAAAUUCUGGUCAACCUUAAAAUAUAACUCCGUAUAUGACUAAAGAGAGGAGGAUUAUCUGUAAAAAAUUAAAAUAUUUUUCAUAUUCUGCAAUAAGAAUUUAAAAUAAGAUUUAUGGUUUGGGCAUAAUUCCUGGCCAGAAUCACUGGUCUAAACCUACUGACUGACCAUUUCUCUAGCCUCUUCCCCCUGUUUGAGUAAUUUCCUGUAAGAAUUUCAAAGUAGAUCGCAGCCCCUAUUUAGCCUUCACAGCCAAGGUUGGGGCCCAUUAUCUUGUCUUCUUCCCAUGCAGCAAAAUGAAAAUUUCUUCAAGUGCUUCUUGAACGCUAAUAUCUUUGCACACUGCUUUGGGGGUGGGAAGGGGGGGUUGUUUGCAUGUGAAUGAGGCUGUUGUUGGUCCUGCUUGGCCAUUGAAUAUUUUCCUUUUUCAGCCCUUUCUGGAGAAUGUCUUCUCGCUGACCAGACAGGUGCUGUGACUUGUGCUUAUAACUUUGAUUCUGGCAUUAGAUAUUGGCUGGGUUUUUGGACUCUUCUACUCUGUCUGCAUGUCCCAUAACAGCUCUACGAGAUGUGGGUGUCCUAUUAUGGACGUAAGCAUCAGGGAAGGACUCUCUUGUCUUCUGCCUUGAGAGGAGAGAUAAGUUUCAUUGUGGAGAAGAGUUUCUUUCAGGAUCUGAAUUUUAAUAACCCCUUUUGUCAGGCUUCCCUUUACAGGAAGGGCAUCCCCGUGAAAAGAAUAGUAAUAGUUUUGCUUCCAUAGAAUAUGACUCCCUUGAAACACAUUCCCAGACAAAUUUAAAUUUUAGAUUUUAGAAAGUUAAGGAUUACCAAAGAGCUAGGAUUGAUGCCACUUCUAAUCAAAACAAACAACUGAAAAUCUUUUGGUCAUCAGAUAAAAGCCAUGACAAUUUUAUUCAUGUAAGACUGUCCGUAAAUAAUUAUCUGCUAUACUAUUCACCAACCCCACUCCCUCCAGGGAGGCAAACUUUAACAUUUAUUUCCUUUCCCAUAAUGUGAUAUUAGGUACAAACACGCCAAUUUUUACAAGAAAUUGAUAAUAUCACCCAAGACUUCGUCAAAGUGGGAUAAACAAUACUUGAGCUAUUUUUUACUCAUCCACAAAAAUCUCUGUACCUUUGAGCAUGCCAAAAACUCUCUAAAAUUGUCACAGUUAAACAAAUGAUUGUCAUAUUUAUACUCACAUGUUUACUGCUUCUAUUUGGAGUUUGAAGAAUUUACCCAGAGCAACAGUGGUCCAAAUGUUUUCUCUAAUGUGUUAUAAAAAGCAGUUGCUUUGAGACUGUCGAAACAUUGCAAAAAAAAAAAAAAAAAAAAUCAACUUGACGUUGUGGGGUAGGCAAAACUUGUUUCUUCUGCAGU
Mustela erminea (ermine) is the source of this 5222-nucleotide messenger RNA. RefSeq names its product adrenoceptor alpha 1A (gene ADRA1A). The coding region runs from base 1075 to 2475 and encodes 466 amino acids. Gene Ontology annotation, cellular component: membrane. Gene Ontology annotation, biological process: positive regulation of cytosolic calcium ion concentration; cell-cell signaling; adenylate cyclase-activating adrenergic receptor signaling pathway. The record is from RefSeq and is a predicted model, not a curated record. Gene Ontology annotation, molecular function: alpha1-adrenergic receptor activity. NCBI's taxonomy places the organism in Eukaryota, Metazoa, Chordata, Mammalia, Carnivora, Mustelidae. The transcript has 3 exons.